CGCCGUCACGCACACACUUGCACUGUCGCACGCACAAACUGAGCACUGUUGGCGCCGCUGCGAUACAACCAGCCGUCACCGAGCAGGACGACACUACAUCCCAUGCGUACCCGCCUCUGUGUGCGGGAACGAAACAGCCAGAGCGCGCGCACACAGAACGCAUCAGUGUUUGUGUUACAGUCUUUCCGGGAAGCCAGUCAAACCAAACCGCGGCUGGCUAGUUGAAUGCCUCAGUUCCAUUUCUUCAAUCGUACCGUCAGCAUCGAACCAGUGCGGUCUUCCCUGUCGACCAAGUGUUGUGCAUUGUUUGAAGUGCAAGCAAGCGAAUAAAAAUAAAUCCAACUGCAAAAAGCGAAUUUAGCGCGUGUUCCCUCGGAUAGACUGCUUUUCUAUUAUUUACGGAGAAAACUUCUGUAACCCAACGAGACAAUGGCUGGUGGUAAAGCAGGCAAGGAUUCGGGCAAGGCGAAAGCGAAGGCAGUGUCGCGGUCUGCACGGGCUGGUUUGCAGUUUCCGGUCGGGCGUAUCCAUCGCCAUCUGAAGAACAGGACGACAAGCCAUGGACGCGUUGGCGCUACGGCAGCCGUAUAUUCGGCCGCUAUCCUAGAAUAUCUGACUGCUGAGGUGCUCGAGUUGGCCGGUAACGCUUCCAAGGAUCUCAAAGUGAAGCGAAUCACCCCGCGGCAUCUACAGCUGGCAAUUCGCGGUGACGAAGAACUGGACAGUUUGAUCAAAGCAACGAUUGCCGGUGGCGGUGUUAUUCCUCACAUUCACAAAUCGCUGAUCGGCAAGAAGGGUGGACCCGAAUAAGCCGGGCAGCAGCAGGAACAUAAAAAGAUGCCGAACGCCCAAUGUACUACACACCAUCUUGCUAUGUUGGGCGCGCGCGUCUUUUAUCUUUUUUUUUUAUUACCCUUUAGUGUACUUGUAAAUGAGGCCGAAUGACAUGCGAAUGAACAUGAGUUUGUGUUAUCCUUUCAUUUUCGAGAGUUAGCAGAGAGAGAGAGAGAGACAGAAAUAUGCGUGCACGCGGAUCACUAUCAUCCCCGCCCCCAAAACAUGGAUGCGUUUAAGUGUUUUGCUUGCAACUGCGAAAUGUCUCGCGAAGUUGUGUGUUUAAUCGCUCAAUCAUUUUAACGAAAUAUUUUUAACUAGUAAAGCUUUUCACGGUCGAGAAGUGAAGACAUUGGUUGCCCCGGCACGGUAUUCUUUCACAUUUUAUGCAGGCGAAACGAGCCUCUCGAUACGUGAAAGAAAUGUUUUUUUUCUUUUUCUUUUGCUGCCCGUGCUCCGUUAAAUCAUGAAUCAGUUUUACAUUUUCGCUCCACGUUUGUUUACACUGCAUUUUUUUGUUGUUGUAGAGGCAACCUCGUAACUCGUAACGUCAAGCCAGAGAAUAACACUCACAUAAAUGGAAAACAAACUUAAGAAAACCAACCUAUAAUAGAUUCCAAAAUUAUAGUUUGAGGUCCAUUGGACGGUGGCGGAUUUCUCGCACAGUUUGGAUUGUACAAAGAACUAGCGAAAGAAAAAAAAAAACAAAACAAAACUAUAUAGCAAAAACGGGAUAACGAGUGUUUGCUAGAGUUUCUACGCCCUAACCCCGCCGGCCUUAGGAUAUGGCCCGUUACGCGCCCUAAAUAGGAAGGGGCUAGUAGAAGCAGUGUUUGUGUAAAUUUAACGUAUAAUCCCGUAUUAAACUAUAUUAUCACUAGGCGACCCAUGUUCGCCGCUCGUGUCGUGUAACGGUGUACCAACACACAACCAUAUGAAAGGUAGCAGAAUAAAGGAGACGCAGGCGCGCGCUGUAUAAGACCAUAA
This is a messenger RNA of Anopheles stephensi (Asian malaria mosquito), 1821 nucleotides long. It is a transcript of the gene His2Av, whose product is annotated as histone H2A.V. The coding region runs from base 430 to 810 and encodes 126 amino acids. Gene Ontology annotation, cellular component: nucleosome. Gene Ontology annotation, molecular function: DNA binding; structural constituent of chromatin; protein heterodimerization activity. The transcript is spliced from 5 exons. The record is from RefSeq and is a predicted model, not a curated record. Lineage: Eukaryota; Metazoa; Arthropoda; Insecta; Diptera; Culicidae.